Messenger RNA from Aureobasidium uvarum, 1680 nucleotides. The record is from the annotation of a GenBank genome assembly. Lineage: Eukaryota; Fungi; Ascomycota; Dothideomycetes; Dothideales; Saccotheciaceae.
AUGUCUGGAAUACGACCGCAGAUAAUGCUUUCUCGAGCAGCUCGACGAUAUGUAUCGACUUCUAGAGGCCCAAGAGGGCCCCGGGGCAUCCUUAACAAGGCACGCUUGCCAUCUCGCAUCACACCUCGGCCGUCGAGAACGUCUCCGUUGUCUGCAAAUACCCGCCACCAGUCCUCGCAACAGCCGAACCAGCAGAACCAACAGCCCCAUUCGAACAAGCCAGAUGAGAAAGUUGAACAGACACCAGAAGAGCCGUCCAAAAAUGCCCUUGUGGCUACAGCACUUGCCGAGAACCAAUCCUCGGAUCUCGUAGCACCAGUAACAAUCCCAGAUGACCCGAAUGGCGUCCUCACACCGGGCCAUCCAGCAUGGCAUAUGCUCAACAACAGUUCACUGGUUAUACAACGACAGAUUGAGAUGAUGAACGUCUUUCUUGGGUUCGAACAGGCCAACAGAUACGUUAUUAUGAACGGCAGAGGAGAAACAAUCGGAUACAUGGCCGAGCAGGACCACGGUAUGGGUAGUAUGCUGGUACGACAGAUGGCAAAGACCCACCGCAGUUUCACUUGCCACAUAUUUGACAACAGUGAGAGGGAGAUUCUGCGCAUCCAUCGACCUUUCUCCUGGAUCUCAUCACGCAUCCGCAUCUACGAUCCUACUACCCCAGGCGACUACACCACGUCAGAUACACUCCAAGGAACUUCUAUCCAAUCAACCAUAAAUCAAACCUCCGCAGCACAAGUAUCUCCUCUCCCUCUGACAGACAUGCGCAUCAUCGGCGAAGCACAACAACAGUGGGCACCCCUUCGCCGUAAAUACAACCUCUUCAACCACCGUUCCAUCGCCCCCGCAAACGACAACGCACCAAAGCUCACCUCUGGAGAUACUCCCAACACCUCAGCCAAAGCCCUCACCGUCACAGAAGGCACCUCAGAACAAGCCAUCGAAGCCGGCAUGCAACAAUUCGCCUACGUCAACGAACCCUUCCUCUCCUGGGACUUUUCGCUCAAAGACGCAGACGACCGCAAGAUUGGCAGUGUGAAUCGCAACUUUGUCGGUUUUGCGCGAGAGAUCUUUACGGAUACUGGUGUUUAUGCUUUGCGUAUGGAUUCUGCUGCUGAAGAGGUGCAGAACCAGGAGCAAAUGGCAAUGACUUUGGAUCAGAGGGCUGUCAUGCUUGCCACUGCUGUCAGUAUCGACUUUGACUACUUCUCCAGGCACAGCGGUGUCGGUGGCGGAGGGUUUGGGUUCUUCCCAAUGUGGUUCCCUGGUAUGGGCGGCGGCGCUGCUGAGGGAGGAGCAGUGGGUGGAGCAGUCGGCGGAGCAGCCGGUGAGGUCGGAGCCGCAGAAGGAGCUGCAGGCGCCAUGGGCGGUGCCGCAAGAGGAGCCGCAGGCACAGAGGGCGCCAUUGGAGCUGCAGGCACCAUGGCAGGAGUAGAAGCCAUGAACCGCGGCGGCUGGGGCAACCAACAAGCCGACGACGCGAGCCCCCAAGCACCUCUAGACCCAUACCAAAACGACCCCAACAUCGGCCCAUCGCAAGGAGAUACCUGGGGCGAGCAAAGCCCCUGGGCUCAACAAUCACAACAACCACAAGACGAUCCUUGGGGUAAUCAAGGAGGAGGUUCUGACGGUGGUGAUGGAGGCGGCGAUGGCUUUGACUUUGACGAUUUCUUCUAG